This is a messenger RNA of Drosophila ficusphila, 2602 nucleotides long. It is a transcript of the gene Efhc1.1, whose product is annotated as EF-hand domain-containing family member C2. Lineage: Eukaryota; Metazoa; Arthropoda; Insecta; Diptera; Drosophilidae. Gene Ontology annotation, biological process: regulation of neuron projection development. Gene Ontology annotation, cellular component: microtubule. The record is from RefSeq and is a predicted model, not a curated record.
AAACAUAACAUUAGAAGUGCUCAGUAUUUGAUUUUGAGCGAACACGAAGCAACAAAAUAUUAUUGAGAAUAACGUUCUGUUUAGAUACAAAACACAAUGCUGCGAAUUCCGGGGAUGCCCCUUCUGCCGGGCACGCUGUUCCGCGAUGUGUCGAAGGGUCACUAUCCCAAGCCGCAAUCGCUGUUCAACUGCCAGGGACUCAGCAUGCUGAGCGAUCGGCAGCAGCCGCCUGCCGCGGAUUCCGGUGGCGUUACGGUGGACAUCAGUUGUCCGCCCGUCGGGGCCUCCUCCAUAUACCCGCCUCGAUCGGGUCCCCGGAUGCCGCCCUGGCUGGCGUACGACAAGAAGGUGCUCUGCUUCAGCGCGUACUUCAAGCAGACCCUCCAGGAGGUCUACCACGCCCCCUACUUGGUGCGCAAGGUGAAGAUCUACUACUACCUCGAGGACGGCACUCUGGAGAUCUACGAGCCGCGCGUGGACAACUCCGGCAUUGUCCAGGGCUGUGUGGUCCACCGCCAGCGGGUGCAGAAGGCUCCUCCCUGCGACAACGAGUUCAUGUCGCUGAUCGACUUGAACGUUGAUCAGACGGUUCAGAUAUUCGAUCGCCAGUAUCAUAUCACAAACUGCGAUCAGUUUACCAGGGAUUUUCUCAACAAGCGUGGAAUAACUGUUCCCGACCCAGUGAAAUCUCCCUGCGAUCCCACGCAGACGAUUAGGGAACGCGAAGGAAAGCCGCGGGAAAACAAUUCAGGCCCGAAGAACCAUCCGUUUGCCCAGUUUCUCAAGUACGAUCGUCAAAUACUUAAGUUUCAGGCCUAUUGGGACGAUCGGACUGAAUUCGGCGACGUGCGAAAGUUGGAAGUAUGUUACUACCUGGCCGAUGACACCAUUGAAAUCAAGGAGCAGCACAUUCGCAAUUCGGGACGCGAUGGGCCAACAGUUUUCCUGAAAAGAGCGAAAUUAGCAAGGGAAUUCGAGGGCCUGUUGCUGCCAGGUCAGAUGACACCCAUGACGCUACUGAACGUUCUGGGCACGAACAUGCGCAAUGUGCGGUACUGCGUGGAUCCGCUGAACACGGGCAACAAGGAGAUCAACUACUACAGCGAACGCGACCUCCAGAUCGGCAGCGUGAUCAAUGUUUAUGGUCGGGCGGUGAUCAUCACCGAGCUGGAUCCGUUUACCCAGCAGUACUACCGCCAGAAGUACGGGAUCCAGGACUUCACACCACUGGCGGUGCCCACGCGCACCGACGACUGUGCCGAGCAUCGGGGAAACGAGCGGAUCCUGCCGCCCUUCAAUGGCUGGGGCAGCUACGAGGACUCCGUGGGCAACUGCAUCUCCGUGGAGCCGAAGCCGCCGAGGAGCGACUUCAAGAAGUUCAUCAAGUACGACCGCUAUGUCCUGCGCUUCGGCGCCAAGAUGCUCUCCACCAUAAAGGCGAACUGCGAGCGCAUCUUCGUGAUCAGCUUCUACCUGUGCGACGACACCCUGCAGAUCCAGGAGAUCGCCGUGCGCAACUCCGGCUUCCUGGGCGGCGAGUUCAUGAAGCGGACGAGGCUGGAGCUGCCGGGCCAGGAGAGGUUCUCCUGCAAGCAGCCGCAGUACUACAUGCCCUGGAACUUCUUCGUCGGGUCAACGAUGUCGCUGAAGGACUUCAUCUUCCACAUCGUGUCGGCGGACGAGUACACGCUGAUGUACAUGGAGCACCAUCCGGAGCAGUUCAGCCAGGCGAACGUGGUGCUGAUCAUGGAGAAGGUUCGCUGCGCCCUGCAGAAUCGCAUGGCCGAGUUUGUGGGUUCGUGUGUGCCGGACUGCCAGGAUUUGGAGAAGAAGCGCAACGUCUUCGUGUCCUUUGAGAGCUUCAAGGGAGCUUUAAUUGGCAUCAUUGGCAAUGCGAUCAGCGACCACGAGAUCAUCACUCUGUGCCGCCACUUCUCGGCGGAGAAGGGCAAUCCGAACACCUGCGACCGGGAUACUGUUCGGGCAGCAGCCCACCUGGAGCUGAAGCGAUCGCUGUGGAACGCCCGCGACGACCUGAUGGAGCACUUCCACCACAUCAACCCCACCAACCAGCCGUUCCUGCCGGAGUCGAAGGUGCGAUCCGCGCUCCGGGGAUGUCGCCUGCCCUUCUCCUUGGAGCUCAUCGACAACAUCCUCUCCAUCCUGAACCGCAACGAGUGCGACAAUAUCGAGGUCUGCGACCUGAUGAACUUCAUCGACGUCUCCUGCGGCAAGGGAUGCAACAUGCUGCCCGUGAACCACGCCUUCGAGCUGUGCCCCAAGAUCCCCUUCUUGUCCAAGGGCCGAUUGGUGAACUUCACCUGUUUCCUGCGCGAGUUGAACCUGCCACUCAAUCUGCCAACGGGAAGCGAGAACAAGAACGACACCAUUGGGGAGGGCAGGAUCCUCCCGCCGACUGGAAACCCGGAGCCCGAGUUCCAAAAGCGAGACAAUGUCCACGAGGGAGAAACUUAGUAGUAGUAGUAGGACUGAACGCUAGUUUAUAGAAACCAGAAAAUGUAUUUGCCUAAGCACACAAAUUAUGUUCUAAAUUGUUGGUUGUAAAUCAAUUUUUUGAAAUUAAAAUUGAAUAGAUUGCAAA